Messenger RNA from Gasterosteus aculeatus aculeatus (three-spined stickleback), 2093 nucleotides. The record is from RefSeq and is a predicted model, not a curated record. NCBI's taxonomy places the organism in Eukaryota, Metazoa, Chordata, Actinopteri, Perciformes, Gasterosteidae.
CACACGCACACACACACACACACACGCGCAAACAAACAGACACACACCUUCGCUGCUCCAGUGUUCUGGCACGACCCACCGUAGACAAGGUCUGUCCGUGGUGCACUUGCCAUCACAACAGAGAUGAUUGAAACUUGACCAGGAUUUACGCCUGUGAGGAAUAACUAUCUCUGCAGGAGGCUUCAAAUCCUGUUAACAGCUUCCAUCACCUCAUCUCGUCGCCCAUUUAUCCAUCUCAUAAUGAACUCCACCACAUCCAUUACAUCUCUAUUCUCCUUCACCAGCCCGGCGGUAAAACGCCUGCUGGGUUGGAAACAAGGGGAUGAGGAAGAGAAGUGGGCGGAAAAGGCCGUGGACUCUCUAGUGAAGAAACUGAAGAAGAAGAAGGGGGCGAUGGAGGAGCUGGAAAGAGCACUCAGCUGUCCAGGGCAGCCCAGCAAGUGUGUGACGAUUCCUCGGUCACUAGACGGGAGGUUGCAGGUGUCCCACAGGAAGGGACUGCCCCAUGUCAUCUACUGCAGGGUGUGGCGCUGGCCUGAUCUGCAGUCCCACCACGAGCUGAAAGCCUUGGACUGCUGCGAGUUUGAUUUUGGCUCCAAGCAGAAGGACAUCUGCAUCAACCCGUACCACUACAGGCGCGUGGAGACUCCAGUGCUGCCGCCAGUUCUGGUCCCACGCCACAGCGAGUUCAACCCUCAACACAGUUUGCUGGCGAAGUUCCGUAACGCCUCCCUGCACAACGAGCCUCUGAUGCCCCAGAACGCCACCUACCCGGACUCCUUCCCCGCGCUGCCCUGCUCCUCCUUCUCCUCCUCCCCGUCUUCCUCCCUCAUCCAGUCGCCCACCUCACAGAGUUACCCCAGCUCCCCCAACAGCUCCGCGGAGCCCGGCAGUCCGUACCACAUCGCGGCAGAGACUCCCCCGCCUCCAUACAGCAUGAUGGAAACGAGCCCUCAGGAGGACGUGAAGCCCAGCAACUCCACGGAAACCCUCAAACUCACAUUUUCAUCUCCGCACAGAGAUUUACGGCCCGUGUGUUACGAGGAACCAGAGUUCUGGUGUUCGGUAGCUUACUACGAGCUCAACAACCGAGUGGGGGAGACUUUCCACGCGUCGUCUCGCAGCGUCCUGGUGGACGGCUUCACCGACCCGUCCAACAACAAGAACCGCUUCUGCCUCGGCCUGCUGUCCAACGUCAACCGCAACUCCACCAUCGAACACACACGCAGGCACAUAGGCAAAGGUCUACACCUGUACUACGUGGGCGGCGAGGUGUACGCAGAGUGUCUGAGCGACAGCAGCAUCUUCGUCCAGAGCCGCAACUGCAAUUUCCAGCACGGCUUCCACGCCACCACGGUGUGCAAGAUCCCCAGCGGCUGCAGCCUCAAGAUCUUCAACAAUCAGCUGUUCGCCCAGCUCCUCGCCCAGUCGGUGAACCACGGCUUCGAGGUGGUUUAUGAGCUCACCAAGAUGUGUACCAUCCGCAUGAGCUUUGUCAAGGGAUGGGGCGCUGAGUACCACCGGCAAGAUGUGACCAGCACCCCCUGCUGGAUUGAGGUACAUCUGCACGGGCCCCUUCAAUGGCUGGACAAGGUCCUCACACAGAUGGGGUCCCCCCACAACCCUAUUUCAUCAGUGUCAUAACAAGGACACACGUGUGUGUGUGUGUGUGUGUGUGUGUGUGUUUGUCUGUUUGCGUGUGUGUGCGCCGUAGGUCCUUCACACAUUCUGUAUGUUGUACUAUGUCCAGGUUUUCUGUCCUACUGGCCUUUGUGGGUCAUCUCAAACAAAAAGACACCUGUUACACAACGUUUUGUGACAUCAUGCUACAUAACUGAUACACAUGAGUGAUUACGUUUGCUUUACAGCUUGUGUAGUUAAAUGAUUGAGUGUUAAUAAAUCUCACCAAGAGUGUGAUACGGUAUUUCUCGUCUUACACCGUCAUUGGGACAUUAACUGCACUCCAAGACAAGAAAACCAGUAUACAUCCAAAGGCAGUCGAGUACUAGUGUCAUUACGUGUCGUCAAUGUUAUUACGGUAGUAUGUAUUCUAUAAAACUGUUUGCUUUUCCAUUAAAGUCGUUUUAAAAAAG